AUGACGGCCUUGACAGAGAAACUGAGAGACGAACUGAGAGGCAACGCCAGAAUCCUCGCCGACGUUGGGCACGAUCCACGAAGCGUAGCAACGCGGCCGCAGAGCAUCGGCAACAUGUCUCACGCCAAGAAGACCAUCAUCAGCACCAACGAGACGGACAGGGCCGUGUCGAUAUGGCGCCUCGGCUUCCUCCUACAGCUCGAGGACCAUGGCCUUAGACAGCAUUGGAAGUCCAUCAGAAAGCUCUCUCGAGUGCUCCGGCACAUCCACCGCCAUCUCCGCGAUGGCAAGACUCCCGGCGCCCACGCACGAGCGUGGGUUGCCUACCUCCAGACAGUAGCACCAGCCUACCAACAAGCUGUCGAAACUGCGAUUCUGGCGAUCCCUUGA
Colletotrichum abscissum is the source of this 390-nucleotide messenger RNA. RefSeq lists its product as uncharacterized. The record is from RefSeq and is a predicted model, not a curated record. The transcript has a single exon. The coding region runs from base 1 to 390 and encodes 129 amino acids. Lineage: Eukaryota; Fungi; Ascomycota; Sordariomycetes; Glomerellales; Glomerellaceae.